Messenger RNA from Postia placenta MAD-698-R-SB12, 714 nucleotides. RefSeq lists its product as hypothetical. Bases 1 to 714 code for a protein of 237 amino acids. The transcript is spliced from 4 exons. The record is from RefSeq and is a predicted model, not a curated record. Lineage: Eukaryota; Fungi; Basidiomycota; Agaricomycetes; Polyporales; Adustoporiaceae. Gene Ontology annotation, molecular function: ubiquitin protein ligase activity. Gene Ontology annotation, biological process: protein monoubiquitination; protein polyubiquitination.
AUGCCUAGAGAGAGAUCUUCAAGUCGUCCUGUCAAGAGAGUCAAACCUGAAUCGCGUUCCCGGUCUCGGUCUCCCAGCAUUGUCGAGGUUAGCCCGCCGCACAAGAAACCAAGAGUGUCACCCGAGGCAGAAGAGCAAGACACAGAUGAGGAGCAUUGUAGCAUUUGCUUACAACCAAUCGCAGACCGGACGGUCGUUCCAACUUGCUCUCAUGAGUUCUGCUUCGAGUGUCUCCUUAUUUGGACAGAACAAUCCCGGCGUUGUCCACUAUGCUCUCAGGGGAUCGGCGACUACCUGAUUCAUCAUAUACGCUCUAAGUAUGAUUACCAAAAGCAUUACCUGCCUCCCCUACGUGCGUCUCCCCGCUCUCUAGGCCUCGUACUAGACGCGCAGCGAGACGCAAGGAGGAGGGCCCAGACGAGGCGGGAGCGCGAGUGGGGUAGACGCCGACGGCAGGAGCAAGAGCAGGCGGACGAGCUAGAAAAGGCGAUCGAAACACGCCGAUGGGUUUAUCACCAUCACCUAUAUGCAAAGCAUGUCGCGUCGAAUCGUUACACGCGUUACCGUCCGUUUCCCACUCCGGCUCAGUUCUCCGCCUCUCCCGACCUCGUCAGCCGUGCCACUGUUUUUCUGCGGCGCGAAUUACGGGUGUGGUCAGGUCUUGAUGUCGAGUCGUCAUUGCUGUCUAGCCGAGCUCUCGGUCGUUUUGUCUGA